AUGCAGCUCUUCGAGACCGUUAAUUCUUUUCUGGCACAGUUCGUCUUGAAUUCGACAACAGCGUUUUUGACGUCUUCCCCACAGAGUACUCCCCUAGUUAACGUGAAGAAUGGCACUCUAGCUGGUGUGCAUAAUGCCGCCUUCAAUCAAGAUUUCUUCUUCGGGAUCCCCUUUGCCACCCCUCCAGUUGGCAAGCAUCGCCUCCAACGACCAGAGCCGCCACAAGCUUGGAAUGGCACGAGGAACGCAGACGUCCACAGUCCUUGGUGUGCUGGUAGUUCGCAGCUCGUAGGGCAUCUCCCAGGCUUCACACAAUCUUUUGAUAGUGUAGCGCCUACAAGCGAAGAUUGUCUUUACUUGGAUAUCGUGCGACCCGCGACUGCGCUGCCUGAGCAGGCACCGCUGCCUGAGCAGGCAUCACUGCCUGUGUUGGUAUGGAUCCAUGGAGGAGGCUGGGUUACUGGCAGUGGUACUGAUCCACGAUACAAUGGGUCUUUCCUGGUGCAAAAGUCUGUGAAGAUGGAAACGCCCAUCAUAUAUGUCAGCAUAAACUACCGACUAGGCACAUUUGGGUUCUUAGCAGGCUCAGCGAUUGAGGCAGCUGGUUUAACGAACAAUGGGCUACGUGACCAGCGUCAGGCAUUACUUUGGAUCCAAGAGAAUAUCGCUGCAUUUGGUGGGGAUCCAGAUCGGGUAACACUCUUCGGCGAGUCAGCUGGUGCUGCCUCGAUAGGACAACAACUCAUUGCAUUUGGAGGAAGGGACGACAAUCUCUUUCAUGGGGCAAUUAUGCAAAGCGGAUUUGCAGCUACAGCCCAUCCACUUGCCGAUGCUCCUACUAGGGAGAACGCUUUCCAGGGGAUUCUCAACGCAACUGGGUGCCUUACUUCUCAAGACUCUAUUGCUUGCCUCCAAGCUGUGCCGACAGAAAUUCUUGGGCUCGCAAGUCCUCCGCGGAUGAUCCUCAUCACCACCAACGAUGAUUUUUUCCCGGAGCUUCCCUCCAAAUCAUUGGAGGAUGGUCAUUUCCUCAAAGUCCCAAUCAUCGCCGGAAUAAAUAGGAACGAGGGUACUGCACUUAUGGCCAUGAUCAUCGCAGGACUGGACAUGUCAUUGAAUACCUUUGAAGAGUUCGCAGCGUUGUUCGCAGGCCGUGAUUUCCCUGCGGCUGCAAUACGCAAGCUUUGGGAUCUGUACGGAGACGAAAUUGAAAACCCCACAGAAGCAGGCCUGGGUCCUAUCUCGCCAUCGCAAGCUGCACCGCUGGGUCUUGAGUUUUCCCGCACUUCGCUAUGGCAUGGCGACAACUUAUUUACAUUUCCCAAACGCCACACAAAUCAGAUCUGGAGCGGUUUCGGUGUCCCGAGCUAUAGCUAUUUCUUUGACAUUACACCUGACGAGUCGUUUCUAGAUCCAGCCAUAUACGGUGUGCCACAUUUUGCGGAGAUUGCCUACGUCUUCGGCAAUGCUGAGGCUGUAGGAUGGGAGAAGAAUCCAAUUCCCCAGGAGUCUGACAAGGCUGAUGCUGCUGAGAUGAUGGACCUUAUCAGUCGCAUGUGGAUCAGUUUUACGGUAACGGGCUCGCCCAAUAAUCACAAUAUCUAUUUCGUUUAG
Messenger RNA from Parastagonospora nodorum SN15, 1614 nucleotides. RefSeq lists its product as hypothetical. The transcript has 2 exons. Gene Ontology annotation, molecular function: carboxylic ester hydrolase activity. Lineage: Eukaryota; Fungi; Ascomycota; Dothideomycetes; Pleosporales; Phaeosphaeriaceae. Bases 1 to 1614 code for a protein of 537 amino acids. The record is from RefSeq and is a predicted model, not a curated record.